AUGAGCGACACAACUCGAAGAACACCAGUACGAAAAGUUUGCAACGUUGUUGUCACUACUUUGUUUUUAUUGCCUAACCUUAGCUUCAACCGGCAUUCUUCCACCUCCAUCAGCUACCAGUCAAAAAAGAGCAUUGUUUUUAUUGUUCUCUUUCAGCCUCUGUGUUCCGUAAGUGAGGCUAUUUUCUUCACUAACCCAGCGCCAGCACCGGCACGAGCACCAGUGCAUUCUUAUACACCAGGCAAGGCUGAUCCUUCAUGCCGCCCUCCUUGGGUAACAGAUGACUCCUUUACCCAGAAAUUUGCACCUGGAAAAACCACCACCUCUGUUACCAAACAUACCCUGCCACGGGGUGCUCCAGCACCAUCUCCUGCCUCAACUUCAGCCUACUCGUCUCAUUCAAUACCAGCCUCUUCCCAGACUCCUACUGUAGCCCGGGGAACAAUUCAAAGGGCUGAGCGUUUCCCAGCCAGCAACCGAACUCCUCUCUGCGGACACUGUAACAGCAUAAUUCGGGGUCCUUUCCUGGUAGCCAUGGGUCGUUCCUGGCACCCAGAGGAGUUCAACUGUGCUUACUGCAAGACUUCUUUAGCAGAUGUGUGCUUUGUGGAGGAGCAGAACAGUGUGUACUGUGAGCGCUGUUAUGAACAGUUCUUUGCACCAACCUGUGCCAGAUGCCACACCAAGAUCAUGGGGGAAGUGAUGCAUGCUCUAAGGCAGACUUGGCACACGACUUGCUUUGUCUGUGCUGCCUGUAAGAAACCGUUUGGGAAUAGCCUCUUCCACAUGGAGGAUGGGGAGCCCUACUGUGAGAAAGAUUACAUUGCUUUGUUCAGCACAAAAUGCCAUGGCUGUGAUUUUCCUGUUGAAGCAGGAGAUAAAUUCAUUGAAGCCCUUGGACACACUUGGCAUGAUACCUGCUUUAUUUGUGCUGUGUGCCAUGCGAAUUUGGAAGGUCAGCCAUUUUACUCCAAGAAGGAUAAGCCACUGUGCAAGAAACAUGCUCAUGCCAUCAAUGUCUAAAAGAAGACCUGGAAGCUAAUGGCACUGUGAGAAAAUUGGCAACUAACUGAGAAAUUGCAAAAAGGAUAACCCCAACUGACAUUUCUCAUUGAGGGGAGGGUAGGAAGGCUAGGAAGCUAUUGGACACUUCUGAAGUAUAACUUUAAUCACUUUUAUAUUUGCAGAGCAUUUUUUGGCAUGGUCCAUACAGAAAGCUGAAUGAACACUCAAUGGCAAAUUAGUCAAUCUGAGUCAAAUAUUACUGCAAAAGUUAGAACAAAAAUUAAAGAGAUAAAAAUUAAUUAAAAGAAAUGUUUUAUGUAAAAAUAAGUAAUAACAACACCCAGACCAGCCUUAGAGCUGAGACCAUACACUAGUGUUUAAAAACAAUUGAAAAUCAUUCUUGAAAUUUGUUACAAGAAAAUAUUAAGUGCCAAAAUAUUAAUUGUAAAAUAAUUUAUAGACUCAUAGCUUUAAAAUUAAGAUAAGUAGAUCAGGAUUUCCUUACCAAAAAAGAAGUAUUAUUCCAUUCUUUAUAUCAUAGUGCUACAUCCAAGCAUCAAUUUUUUGAAUGAACUAGAGACAUCCCAUAGGCCAGGGGUUCUCAACCUUUUCUUUUCUGAGGCCUUCCCCACCCAACAUGCUAUAAA
Molecule: messenger RNA, 1652 nt
Organism: Mauremys mutica (yellowpond turtle)
Lineage: Eukaryota; Metazoa; Chordata; Testudines; Geoemydidae
Product: LIM domain-binding protein 3-like
Exons: 9
Coding region: 1-1023 (340 amino acids)
Biological process (GO): actin cytoskeleton organization; muscle structure development; heart development
Cellular component (GO): adherens junction; stress fiber; Z disc
Molecular function (GO): actin binding; muscle alpha-actinin binding
Source: RefSeq, a predicted model, not a curated record